AUGAUGAACGGGCUACAUCACUUCUCAGAAAAUUCUUCUUCUAAUUUAUCCAUGAAGCAGCCAAUUAUAUUAGAAAAUACUAACAAUAACAAAUCAGGUGUAAGACCAUAUGUUCGAUCGAAAAUGCCUAGACUCCGAUGGACACAUGAUCUUCAUCGCAGCUUUGUGCAUGCUGUUGAGCGUCUUGGUGGAGAAGAUCGAGCAACACCAAAGAUGGUGCUACAGUUGAUGGAUGUGAAGGGCCUCACCAUAUCUCACGUUAAGAGUCACCUUCAGAUGUACAGAAGUAUGAAACAUGAACAGUUGAUGCAAGCAGUAGCAGAGGCUGCAAAUGGGAGCAAGAGGAAUAGAAUGGAUGGUCCAGAUCAAGUGAAUUAUCCCCAUGGACACUUUCUUCAUCAUUACUAUAAUGGCCAUCCUAAUUCGACAAUAACUAGCACCUAUUCGGACCAAAUUGCCUCUACGCCUCCUUUUAUCCCUCCAGCUCCGUGGAAACCCAUGCCCAAGAAGAUGAUGGGAUUAGAAGGUCGAUCGAACCCAGCUUGCAACAUGUUCAGGGAUUUUUUCAAUGGCUGCACUACUGUUCAAGAUGGGAGUGUAGGCGAUCAUUAUGGUAGCAGUUUGUCAAAUAAGCAUUUUUCAAUGAUUGAUACUGAAGAAGAAGCCGAAGACUCCGGCAGCACAACUAUGUCCUUACAACCAUCUGCCGGAUUAGAUGAUGUGAAUAAUAAUAAUAAUAAUAAUAUCUCUCUUGACCUUACCCUAGGUUAA
Molecule: messenger RNA, 771 nt
Organism: Solanum verrucosum
Lineage: Eukaryota; Viridiplantae; Streptophyta; Magnoliopsida; Solanales; Solanaceae
Product: myb family transcription factor EFM-like
Exons: 6
Coding region: 1-771 (256 amino acids)
Biological process (GO): regulation of DNA-templated transcription; abaxial cell fate specification
Cellular component (GO): nucleus
Molecular function (GO): transcription cis-regulatory region binding
Source: RefSeq, a predicted model, not a curated record